GUUCGAGUCUGGCCUGGGAAGAGUCCCGCGGGUUAUGCAGGCUGCAAAAGAAGCCGGCUUGGAGUCUGCCGGUUCCCAGUGCCCCAAAGACAUUCCAGGCAGGAACUACCGGCAAAGAUGCCGCUCAGCAAGCCCUCUUGGGACCAGGACCCGGAGCGAGGCUUUGGGACAGCGUUUGGACGACUUCUCAGCAACCGGCAGUGCUGAAGCCGGGCUCCGGGCUGGGCGGGCAUCCUAGCAGAGCCACCUGCGGCCAUCCCUUUCCCGUUCCCAGCAGCAGCUGACCAAGGGUGGCCAUCGUCUGCCCCCUCUUCUUCAUGGCCUGGCAACUUGUGGGGAGAGCGGAUGCCCCCCCUCCCGAGCUGCGGGGGGCACUGAGGAGGAAGCUGCCUUCCCCGUUUGGGGUCAGGGCCCACACAGCACUCACGCCUCUCUGGAAAGGAUGCCACGAGGGCCGCCGGGCUGCUGGGAGCGCGGAGGCGACAACUCACAACAACUUGUUUGUUCUGGCUUGGGCCGCUUGCCUAGCUGACGACAUAUCCUGAAGGCAACGAGACUGGCACCUCCGCCACCAGGGCGGGCAGAUCCCCGGCGCUCUGGAGGAGAGCUGGGAGCUGGCCUCUCUCCUCUGCCAGCGAAGGGAGGACCGGGAACCCAGGCAGCCCUGCCAUGCCCUGUGGACGCCAGCAAGGGCAAGCUCCUGGCAUGGGCGUCUCAGGACCAUCCGCUCCGGUGGGAGAGACCUGAAUAACCAGACGCCUACCCUGCAAGGAAAGCUUACCGGGUUCACAGUGCGCGCACGGGUGUGUGUGUGGGGGGGGGGGGGAGGAGGAGACAUGGAUUCUCGCCAGCAGCCUCAACGCUUGCAGUUCCACCAUGGUUUCUGGUAACUUGCCUGUCCUGGCGAUUCUGCUCAUGCCACUUGUCCUCUGGGGAUCUGAAGGCCCCUGGGCGGCUACUCCGGGACGUGCCGACGGAACCGGCAAACAUGACCCUAAGCAGGUCCCAGUCCAGUCACUCCAAAGCAUCCUCUUAAGACGCUUGGGCUUGCAAAGGCGUCCGGAGCCAAAGCCGGGGCUGGUGGUCCCCCAGUACCUGCUGGAUUUAUACCACUUCUACUUGGGAAAGGCGCCCUCCUCCCACACAGACUCUGCGCCCCCCUUCCUGGAGGACCAAGCAGGACAAGGCAACACUGUGCGCACGUUCCAUCAUCUUGAGGACCUGGAGCACAACUCGGAGGCAGCAGGAAGUCCAUUCUACUUCCUGUUCAACCUCACUUUGCUGCCAGCAGAGGAGGAGCUGACGGCCCUUGAGCUGCGUCUCUACCACACGCACAAGGAGAGCCAGGGAUUUCACGUCAACGUCUACUCCAUGAUGGACCCCCCACCCUUGUCCGGAGACAAGAGCAGACUCCUUGCUCGUAAAUUCCUGCCUCUGAACCAGCCCAGGUGGGAGAGCUUUGAUGUGACGGCUGCUUUCACGGGGGCCCGGGGCCCAAAGUGGCCCUGCCUGGGGUUUCUCGUCGAGGUGGAGCACCCAAAUGGUAGUCAUGAGCUUCACCACCACCCAGGCUCCCUUCGAGCAAGACGGUCUCCAGGUGAGGAGGCGGCACAGUGGGCUCUAGAAAGACCUCUGCUGGUCGCCUACAGCCAUGACCGAAGGGGGCAGCCUUUGACCCGCGGAAAGAGGCAAAGCCGGAGCCAGCCGGGGGGCCUGAACCAGAAAGGGGGUAGGAGAGCCACCAAAGUUCCAGCCCCCAGGAGCAAACACAAGAGCUUGAAAACCAAGGCCAAAGCCAGCACAAAGUGCAGAAGGCACCGUCUUUUUGUGGACUUCAAGGAGGUUGGGUGGAACGACUGGAUAGUUGCUCCCAGCGGUUACCAUGCCUUCUACUGCUCUGGGGAGUGCCGGUUUCCGCUGGCCGACCACAUGAACUCCUCCAGCCAUGCAGUGGUGCAGACCAUGUUGAAUUCGGUCAAUUCCAGAGUCCCCAAGGCAUGCUGCGUCCCAACAGACCUCAGCCCCAUCACUAUGCUCUACCUGGAUCAACAUGACAUGGUGGUCCUUAAGACCUACCAGGAUAUGGUGGUGGAGGGCUGUGGGUGCCGGUAGAAGGGACGGAGUCGGAGUUCUCCUCUCAGUCCUAAAAUUUGGGGUUGCCCAAUGACAUGGACUGCCAAUUGGCUCAGGACUCUCCUAUGCACUUCUUCAUACACGGCAUAGUUAAUUUAUGGGAUUGAGUGCCACCAAGGCAGUGACGGUCACAAGCCUACAUGGCUCAGUUGUUAGCUGCGAGAGCUAAAGGGGACUAUGUUAUACCUCCAAACGCCAGACACUGGGGGCAUAAACACACCCCAUGCCCUACCUGGGAGUGCCCAGAAACAUCUUGCUGGCCCCUGCUGGCAGUGCAACAACAGAAAAGAUGGAUCAUGACAGGUUCCAGUGAAGGGAUUCUAAUGAAUUACUCAGUCUCUAUAUGCCAUAUUUCAAAGAACUGCUGAUCUCCUUUUAAAGUGCAAUAACUUCUGGGUGAACAAUAAAUGAAAUGAAACAUUGA
Messenger RNA from Hemicordylus capensis (graceful crag lizard), 2557 nucleotides. RefSeq names its product bone morphogenetic protein 2-like. NCBI's taxonomy places the organism in Eukaryota, Metazoa, Chordata, Lepidosauria, Squamata, Cordylidae. The transcript is spliced from 3 exons. Gene Ontology annotation, biological process: BMP signaling pathway; negative regulation of transcription by RNA polymerase II; SMAD protein signal transduction. The record is from RefSeq and is a predicted model, not a curated record. Gene Ontology annotation, molecular function: BMP receptor binding; growth factor activity; cytokine activity. Bases 877 to 2112 code for a protein of 411 amino acids. Gene Ontology annotation, cellular component: extracellular region.